UGCGUUGUUAUCAGUCACACUGCAAAGAGCUGGAGGACAGAGGGAGCGAUGAGCUGUGUUUUGGAUUACAAUAAACAUUGUUUUUUGUUCUAUUUUAAUGCUUGGCGAACAAUGGCGUUUUGGAAAUUGCUCAAUUAAUGAUGGAUUUUAGACUCUUCUACGCACACUGUCGACUUGGAUCCGUGUGUUGUAGCCGAUAAAGGAUGACAAAGAGAAAAGGAUAUGUACACUGGAGAUGGCAAGCCCUUUGGUGGCAUCAUUUUUUCCUUUUGUGGAGUACAACAAACGGGCAGACUCGGUACAGCAUCCAGGAGGAGCUCAAGCAGGGCUCUGUGGUAGGAAAUCUCGCCAGAGAUUUAGGUUUAGGACUCUCUGAGAUUUUCGAGCGAAAAUUACGCGUCGCCUCUGAGGCCGGUGAGCAGUAUUUCAGCGUGGAUGCGGGGAGAGGAGAGCUGCUGGUGAACGACAGAAUAGACAGAGAGGAUUUAUGCGGACAAAGUGCCAGCUGUGUGUUGCCUUUGCAGGUUGUCAUUGAAGAUCCACUGCAGCUUUUUCGCGUUGAAGUAGAAAUUUUAGACAUAAACGAUAAUCCGCCCAGGUUUCCGUCCAAUCAAAUCAAUUUGGAAAUUGCAGAGUCCACAGUGGUGGGUGUUCGGUUUCCUUUAGAAAGCGCCGUCGAUUUAGAUGUCGGCAGUAACUCAUUGAAGUCCUACAGUCUCAGUAAAGACGAUAGCUUCAGCGUUAGAGUAAAAGAUGUUGCUGGCGAAAGGAAAGUCCCUGAACUGAUUUUAGCAAAAGUUUUAGACAGAGAGAAAAAAGCCGUUCACAAGCUGAUUCUGACAGCUCAAGAUGGUGGAAACCCGGUGAAAUCGGGAACAGUUCAAAUAAUCGUCACAGUUUUAGACAAUAAUGAUAAUGUCCCAGUAUUUGAGAAAACCUCAUAUAAAGUGUCAGUAAGUGAAAAUGCUGAAAAGGGUGAAUUAAUAGUGCAAACAAAAGCGACAGACGCAGAUGACGGUCAAAACGGAGAAAUAGAAUAUUCAUUUGGAGCGCGCACACCGGAGGCCGUUCUUUCUGUUUUUACCAUUGAUUCCGUAUCAGGAACCGUGUUUCUAAAGGGAAGGUUAGACUUCGAAACAGCUGUUAAUUAUGAGUUGGAUGUUAGUGCUAAAGAUAAAGGCACCCCGAGAAUGGAGGGGCAUUGUACUGUGCACGUGGACAUUUUGGAUGUGAACGAUAAUUCACCAGAAAUAAUUUUCACCUCACAUCCAAAGCCAGUACGAGAGGAUUCAUCUAAUGGAACUGUUAUAGCCCUGCUCAGUGUGCGAGACCUGGACUCUGGUGAAAACGGAAAAGUCACAUUGGCAGUCCAGAAGAACUCCAACUUUGCCCUGAAACCGUCUUUCUCGCAAAAUUACGCGCUCGUUACGAACGGUGUUCUCGACCGAGAGAAGAUCUCUGAAUACAAUAUCGAGAUAACAGCAACUGAUUCAGGUAUUCCGCCCCUUUCAAGUAAAAAAAAGAUUCCUGUCAGCAUCACUGAUGUGAAUGACAAUCCUCCAGUUUUUACGCAGAGGUCUUAUAACGUGUAUUUAAAGGAGAACGAAGUUCCGGGUUCUAUUCUGUUCUCAGUAUCUGCGUCUGACCUGGAUUCAGGUGAAAACGCAAAGAUCUCUUACUCCAUUCUGGACUCGAAAGUCCAGGACGUGUCCGUGUCCUCCUAUGUUUACAUGAACUCAGAGAACGGCAGCAUCUACAGCAUGCACUCGUUUGACUAUGAGAAGCUGAAGGUGUUUGAGAUCCACGUUCAGGCAAAGGACCAGGGCUCUCCUUCUCUCAGCAGCAACGCUACUGUCCACGUCUUUAUCCUGGACCAGAACGAUAACGCCCCCGCCGUCAUUUACCCCUCCUCCGCUGCUCUGGGCUCCCUCUCUCAUCAGAGGAUGCCCCGCUCCGCCAAAGCGGGUCACCUGGUUACCAAGGUGACGGCGGUGGACGCUGACUCGGGUCAUAACGCCUGGAUCUCCUACAGACUGGCGGAGGCCACAGACGCCUCUCUGUUCACCGUCAGUCUGUACACAGGAGAAGUGAGGACUAAACGCGCUGUGUCCGAGCAGGACGACUCCUCUCAGAGGCUGAUCCUAGAGAUCAAAGACGACGGAGAGCCGCUCCAAUCCGCCACCGUCACGGUGUCCAUCCUGCUGGAGGACGCUCUCCACGAGCCCAUCUCAGAGCUGCGACACCACAAAGCGUCCGAGCCAAGCAAGAAAACGGGCAGAAUCACCCUUUAUUUGAUUCUGUCUCUGGCCUCGGUGUCCGUGCUGUCUCUGCUGACUUUUGUCAUCUUAGCAGUGAAAUGCAUGAGGAACAGCAGAAGCAGCGGCAGCUGCUGCUGCAUGAGACGCAGCGACUCGGAUGAUUACAAGAACCCCAACAGAAACCUGCAGAUUCAGCUUAACACCGAUGGACCUAUCAAGUACGUGGAGGUCCUGGGAGGAGACAUGAUGUCUCAGAGUCAGUCCUUCAGGUCCUGCAUGUCUCCCAUGUCAGAGUACAGUGAUUUCACUCUGAUUAAACCCAGCAGCACCACAGACUUUAAGGAGGUCAUCAGUGUGCUGGAUGCCUCUUUACCUGACAGCACCUGGACAUUUGAGAGUCAACAGGUGAGCCACAACUAAUACUGCAUAGCUAACGCAGUGUAUUACGUGUGUAUCUGUGGAAAAUGUUUUAAAAUUGUGUCAUGGUAAUAGAAAGACAAAAUACUUUAGGAUUUACUUUAUUUUCUUUCCUUACAUUUUUUUGAUUUUUGGUUUUCUCUUUUUUAAUUUCUAAUAAAACCGGAUUUCCAUGGUGAUAUAUUUUUAUCCAUAGUUUUUAUUGAAAACUAUUUAGCUAAAGAUCCAUUAUAAUAAUCAAAAAUAUGGUAAUGCUGGAUUUGCAAUCACUUAAUUGCUGAAUAACACACCUACGUGGAUGUUAAGUUGAGGAUCAUGUAGCCCUGCUGGGUUUCAAAAGUGUAGUUUCUUUACUACUUUUACAUCACAUCAGAUUUCAGCACCACUUUUCUGGACAACGAAUCUUGAAAAAAUUGUUGUAACAGGACCUCAUUGAAACAGUACAGACCAUUGAGCCACCGGCGGACCUGAGCAGAUCGGCCGAUGAUCAAGGGGCGGCUUUUCGAUCCUCAUUCCCCUCCAGUGUCCUUGGGCAAGACACUUCACCCACCCUGCCUCCAGUGUGGCUCCACUGGUUUGUAAAGAAAGUUCAUGGUGAUGCUUAGAGGGGCCGUAGGCGCCUACUGGCACACCUCUGUCAGUCUGCCCUGGGGCAGCUGGCUACUUCACUAGCUUACCAUUUUCAAAUAUGAAUGACGAGUGAAGGAAAAAUGGACACAUUGUAAGCACUUUGGGCGUCUGGAAAAGCACAGACAAAUUCGAUCCAUUGUUGUUAAUAUAAUUUAACCAAAUACUCCAUUUCCCAUAUGCAUUUGGACCUAAAAUUAAAACAUUUAUAACACAGAUCUAUUUUUUAAUCUAAUUAUGAUAAUUAGAAUUAAAAAAUCAUGUUUUGGUGGAAAACCAACUUAUAAAUGGCUCUGACGCACUGAAACGGUACUGUGGAGACUGCCGCACAUUAAAGCGCUCUCUCCUCUCUCAGUGGAUGUGAGGGAUGAUUUUUGUGCACCAAUGAGAAGCAGAUCUGUACAAAGAGAUCUAGUCCCUCCCCCCUCAUGCAGCCCCCGCCUCACAAAUGCUUCAACUGCAAAGAGCUGGAUGAGGAGAUGCGAUGAUCUUCAUACAUUUACAGAGAACACAAAGGGGAAACCCAUUUAACAUGACCUGACACUGGAUUUUACUUUGAAAGAAUGCUUCGUGACUAUGGAUGGGAAAUAUCAAUGUGAUUGCCUUGCUGGAUAAUAAUUGUAGCGGCACUGGGAUGACAAA
Messenger RNA from Oryzias latipes (Japanese medaka), 3944 nucleotides. NCBI's taxonomy places the organism in Eukaryota, Metazoa, Chordata, Actinopteri, Beloniformes, Adrianichthyidae. The record is from RefSeq and is a predicted model, not a curated record.